Quercus robur (English oak) is the source of this 510-nucleotide messenger RNA. RefSeq lists its product as uncharacterized. The transcript has a single exon. The record is from RefSeq and is a predicted model, not a curated record. Bases 1 to 510 code for a protein of 169 amino acids. NCBI's taxonomy places the organism in Eukaryota, Viridiplantae, Streptophyta, Magnoliopsida, Fagales, Fagaceae.
AUGUUUAGGGAUGUUGCAGCAACUGGGGUAGCUGCAUGGACCCCUUCUUCAAAUACACUCUCUCCAACAAUGCCAGAAGAGGGUACUGGUGAUUCAGAUGGUAGCUUCGAAUUUAAGGAUAACCAAUGUGACAUGAGUUUAGACAUUGAUAGUUUACAGCAAGGACAAACUAGUCAAUCACGUAGUUCAGGACAAAAGCGAACUAGUGUAUCAAUACCCUCACAGAAGAAAAAGAAGAAGAUAGGAGGAGCUACAAUGUUGGACGAUCGUAUUAGUCAAUUAAUAACUGUAUGUCAAAAUAGGUCUGAAGGUACUUCUCAAGAGUCACCAAGUUCAAUUGAUAAUGUCAUGACGAUUGUGAGAGUACUUCCUGGAGUGGAAAGUUCGUUCGUGGUUCAAGCUUCUUAUAUCUUACUAAAAAAGUCACGUAGGGAGAUGUUCUUAACUUUCAAGGACCCAGAGUUACAGCUAAAGUGGCUACAAGGAAUGAUUUAUAACCAAAAGAAGUGA